This is a messenger RNA of Aspergillus ochraceoroseus IBT 24754, 1083 nucleotides long. RefSeq lists its product as uncharacterized. Lineage: Eukaryota; Fungi; Ascomycota; Eurotiomycetes; Eurotiales; Aspergillaceae. The transcript has a single exon. The record is from RefSeq and is a predicted model, not a curated record. Bases 235 to 873 code for a protein of 212 amino acids.
CUGCAGUCUGGGGGCCAGGAACAUGAAAUAGGAAUAUUAUAGCAGAGGCAAAUUAGUCCGAGUGGCUUGGGCUCUGGCCCAUUUGCUAUUUAAGCCUCCUCUCCUGACCCUGACCCUGACCCUGAUCCCUGAUCCCCCAUUUUUUUUUUUACGAAGUUCCAUCCAACUAUUUUCCACUCGUUCAGGUACAUACAUUGAUCUCUCAAGUCUCUCUCUACAUCUCAAACCGUCACAAUGCAGUACAAGCUCCUCGCUACUCUCCUCUUCGCGGCUACCACCCUAGCCACCCAGACGGACACCACAACCGCAACUGCUACCAGUGUUGGCACCACCAGCACCGAUGACUCCAGCACUGAUGACUCUAGCUCCGACGACCUUAGCUCUGAACUGCUCGCUGAUGUUCCUGUGUCCAUUCUGACUGCGAUUGAGUCGGCCAUCCCAACCAGCUGGAUCAACGAGAUGAUGACCCCGGCUUCUGAGUCUGCUUUCAUCAGCCAGCUCGAAGCCGGCACCUACCCAGCCUGGUACAGCAGUCUCCCCUCCAGCGUCCUCGCCUGGGCCAGCCAAUCCGGUGCCAGCUUUAUCGCCGACUUGGCUGGUGCUACCGCAACCGCAACUGCAACCGCUUCAAGCGAUGCAUCGGAAGAUGAUACUAACACCUCUGCCUUCGUGACGAGCACCGUUGGCAGCCCGGUGUCUGCUACCUCGUCUGCGGUCUCUGGCACCGCCGCCGCCUCCUCUUCCGCCUCCUCCGCCCAGAAGUCUUCUCCCUCAUCCUCCACCUCGACUGGUGGUGUCCCUGCUGCCACUGGUCCCGUUGCUAUGAGUCUUGCUGGUGCGGCUGGUCUGCUGGGCUUGGUGAUUGCUCUCUAGAGUGAUAUAUAUACUAGGGUUGGUUUCGGGGUUGCCGUGGGGGAGGGGUUGUUAACACGCUUCAAUGUAUUUGUAUAUACUUAUUCAUGGGGUAGGCCUCUAUUUAUAAUUGAGCAUUUCGGAGAGAUCGCGAGAUUCUUAUCAAUUCAUUGACCGAUCUAGUACGUAUUUAAUUAAUCCCUAAGAUCUUGUACCGCACACUCAUACUCA